AUGGAGGGACGACCCUUCCGAUUCCUGCCGGAAGAAGUGAAAGAGAUGGAGGAGCGCCUGUUCCCCGUCACCAAACGCAGGCUGGAUCACAUCCUCAUGGAUGAGCUCGCUGUGAAAUUUAGCUACUUCCGGGGCCUUGCUGGCAUGACUCCCGUCAAGUCAAAGCAGGUGCUCAACUGGUUUCAUAACAAUUGUAACAAGCAUUGCCCCAAGAUAGCCAGGGAAGCACAUGCUCCGGUGGUGAGCACAAGGGAGUUUUAUUGGGCCAAUCAUCAGCAAGCUCGAGGCUCCUCCCUCAGCAAGUUGAAGCCAACAGUCACUACGCACGCAGGAUCUUCGUCUUCCUCAGGGAAUAAUUAUAUCGAUGAUCACACCAAGUAUGAAGCUAAGUCAGCUAGAGAUGGCGCUUGGUUCGAUGUCCAAGACUUCGUGGCUCAAAGGUUUUGCAAAUCAGGUGAUUUGAAACUGUUGGUUCAUUUUUCUGGAUUUGGAGCAGAGGAAGCUGAAUGGAUCAAUGCUCGUACAUGUUUGCGGCAACGCUCAGUGCCAUACAAGGCCACAGAAUGUGCAAAUGUUCAUUGUAGGGACCCUGUUCUUUGUUAUAAGGAAAGUGAACAGAGUGGUCUCUAUUUUGACGCUGAAGUGCAUGCUAUUGAAAGGAAAACGCAUCAUUCAGGAGAAGAAUGUGAUUGUAAAAUCCUUGUUCUUUAUGUGCAUGAUAAUUCUGAGGAUAUUGUUUCACUGAGGAAGUUGUGCCGUCGAUAUGUAGGAGAUGACUACAAACCUCAAACUUCAUAUGAGCAACUAAAAGGAAAGUAA
Molecule: messenger RNA, 819 nt
Organism: Miscanthus lutarioriparius
Lineage: Eukaryota; Viridiplantae; Streptophyta; Magnoliopsida; Poales; Poaceae
Source: the annotation of a GenBank genome assembly